CUGUCGCUGUCAAGCAAAAGAAGCGCUUGUAUUUUGUCUGUAACGUAACGCGUAACGCGAGUGGAUUUUUUGUGGCAGAGAGAAAAUUUAGCUGCAAAUGAAAAACCGAAAUUAAUCGAAAUAAACGAAUUAGCGAACUAAACAGAAAUCAAAAAUCAUAAUUUAUAAAAGCGGCAUGCAAGUGUAAUUGCCGUGUAAUCGAGUGCCUUUCUAAAUGCGAGCGCGUGCAUAUAUACGGGUUCCGUUCGUUCCGCAGCGUAUCGUAUUUUCCCUCUUGCUUUUGCCACUUAACGUUUCGUGAGUGUUGUGAGUGUUGUUUUUGUGCUUGUUCAACGUAAAACAACAGCAGCAGCAGCGUCGUCGGCAGCGCUGGCACAGCCGCAGCAGUCGCCGUCGCAUUCGCAGCCAUCAACGGCAGACAAAACAGACAAAUCCAGCAACAACAAUAAAUGCUCUCCUCUAUAUGGGUGUGAGCGAGCGCGCAGAUCAUUUAUACGUAUCGUAAUCGUAUCGUAUCGUGAAUGAAUAUUCUGUCUAUGUGUGCUUGCAGAGCAAAUGAGAAAGAGAGCGAGAGGGAGAGAGAGAGAAAGAGAGGUGCGUUACGUUGCGUACGUGUUGUCAGUGUGUGUGUGUGCCGUGUGUGUGUUUGUGUGGGAGCCCGAGCAUUUAUAAUAAAUAAAUUGUUGCUACUCAAAAAGAGCAAAUAAAUAAAUAUGCUGCACAAAAGAAAAAACGGCAAAAGCGUAAGAAAAGUGUGAAAAAUCGUCUACAACUUUAACUCAAUCGAAUUAAAAGAAGAUAAAUUUAAAGCGAAUUGAACUCGCACGGCUUAAGAGCAAAAGUUACUAAAAAGCUCUCAAGCUGCUCAAUUGUCUCUUUUCACUCACUCUCCUACGUCAUAUUCGCGAGUUUUGAGAGUGUGUAUGCUGUUGUAUUUGCUUAUGGAAUUUUGACAAUUUCGUGUGUUGUCAGUCGAAAGUUUUGUGUUUUCUUUCGAUCAAUUCGUCAUCGCAUUUGGGAAGCUGCUUUUGGAAUACGCGCUCACACUCUCACGCUCUCACACUGUGCAGAGAGACUCUCUCAAAAAGUUGUAGUUGUCAGGAUGCAGAAGACGUGGCAUUAGCAGCAAGAGCAGCAGCAGCCACAGGAGGAGCAACUGCAUCAAGGAGAUACAGGAGUUCACUCUCACCGUGAGGAACAUUGGAUAGCAACCAUGUCACAGCAAGUGUAUUCGGCGCAUCCAGCGCUGGCCGCUGAGCAGCUGGCAGCGCCGAGCAGCUCCAACAAUAGCAAAAACCACAACAACAACAACAGCAGCAGCAGCAGGCGGAAGGCCACGCCCAAAAAGUACACACUGAGCAGGAGCUGUGCGGGGCAUGCAGCAUCAACGGCAGCAGCACCAGCAACUGCAAAAAGAGAAACAGCAACAGCUGCCGCAAUAACAAGCACAAGCACAACGGGAUUAAAAGCAGCAUUGGGAGCGGGAAUGGAUGCGGGAUUAGGAAUGGGAGCGGGAGCGGGGGCAAGUGGCGAGUUGAGCACACGGAAAACGCAACCAGUGCGGACAAAUUUGGCGGCCGUGGAUGAUGAUGAUGACAUCGAGUGCGAGGAUGUGGACGAUGUCAAUUUUGGCAAGCAAAUUGUGAGACAGCAACAGCAACAAGAACAAACCAAAGACACCGGCUACGAUGAGACAGAUCAUGUACAGCUGCGCCACAAGCGUCGCCAAAUGCCACAUCAGCAGCUGGACAGAGGCGGAGGUUUAGUUGCAGUAGCAACAGGAACAACAGCAGCAGCAACUUCAGCAACGGCAGCAACAUUAACAGGUUCGAUGAGUGAUUUGAGCAGUGUGAUUAGCUCACCAUCGGCCAGCACCGUCUCAUCGCCGUUAUCGACGCCCACGCGACAUGCCCCGUUGCAGCUGCAACUGCAACCGCAGCACAGCCAUCCGCAUUGUUGCCACAAGCAGUCAGCAGCAGCAGCAGCAGCAGCAACAGCAACAACAACACAUCACCAGCCACAUCAGAAACAUCAGCAUCAUCUGAAGCAACAGCAUCAUCAUCAUCAUCAUCACCAUCAUCAUCAUGGUGCUGCAACAGCGGUCUGUGGCGCCACCUCCUCCUCAUCAGCAGCGGCCUGCAAGAGCAAGAAACUUGAUCCGCGUCUUAGCCCAUCGCCGUAUCGCCAACUAUUGCCGGGUAUAUUGUGCCUACUAUCGUUUGCGUUCGUCUUUGCCACAUUAAUUGUUUACAUGGACACGACAGAAAUCCGACAUCAGCAAUUUCGAUUAAAUAUGUCGCGCGACUACGAAUUAAACAGCGUGCCACAAGACGAUCCCACACUUAUUGCAUUCCUUCGCCAGAUCCAUAUGCACAGGUAUCCCAUGUAUAUGGCCAAAAGCGCCACCAUCUCUAGUUCAGGCAAAGUGACCUCAGCCUCGGAAGCUGUUGCAACCGCCGGCACGGGCAACAGCAGCAGCGCCAGCAACUCUCAUAGUCAUGUCAAUGGCAUUGGCAACAGUGUCGCUGACCAGUUGGCACAUUAUGUAUCCGAUUUGGUGGGUGGCAAACUGAAUGGUGCGGUCAUCCAAUCGCUGAGCGGUCCAUUGGCGCAUCUGAUAACGGCGCCCUGGCUGAGCGAGCAGCUCAAUUGGAUGGGCAUCCUUGUGGAGCCAGAGCCACGUUGGUAUUUUACGUUGCGCAAGCAAAAUGCACAACGGCAACGCAUGCAGGUGGUGCAUGCCUGCGUCUCGCCUAAUCCCUAUCCCAAAGAGAUUACCAUACACAACGAGGAUGUGCGCAUUAAUAGUUUGCACGACGAAGAGACAUCGUGGUUUAAUUCGCGCAUCAAAUGCUUUCCGCUCUACACAAUCAUGCUGGCAUGUGAGCGCACCGAAUACGAUUUGCUUAGUCUGGGCGUGCAGGGGCAUGAGCUGGAGAUCUUGCAGACGCUGCCCUUUGACAAGAUCAAAAUCGACAUCAUCUCGAUACAUUUGCUGGAGGAUCACGAGGAUGUGCAUGAUUAUGUGCAGAGCAUAACAAAGUUCCUAGCUGGCAAAUUCUACAAGUUGCAGCGUAAAAUUGGACGCAAUUAUUUCUAUCAGCGUCUCAAUGCAAAUGGAAGUCGAACACGCAAGAAAGAUAUUUUACUGCUGAAGACGCCACAACAAUAGCAACAACAACAUCGACAACGAAAUAAAGAGUCUGGAGACAUGCGUUAAUUGUUAGCCAAGCGAACUUUGCACUAAAUUAUAUACUACUUGAUAAUAAAGUAAAUGCAAAAUAUAACGCUAAAAACAAAUGUAAAAGCGUAGCAAUUUUAGAGCACUUUCUUAAACACGAAACGCGACGCCACGUUUAUGUUAUAAUGAUAAUUAUUAUAUAUACCACAAAUCACACUAUAUAUAUACUUAGAUAUAUAUUAUGCAUACAUGUUAUAUAUUAUAUACAAACAUAUACUGUAUCCCCCAUUAUGAUAUAUACAUACAUUGUAUCGAUUAGUUUCCUCUAAGUUUUUUGUGUUACAAAUCAAUCGUAAAAAAAAAUAUUCACUUUUUUGUUUUUAUAGUUUUCUAUUUAGUUUUUUUUUUCUCUUUGUGUCGAAAUUGUUUAAUAUUAAUAUUAUUAUAUUUUUUUCCUGUGUCUGAGAGCGGUACACAAAUUUAAUUAUGAUUAUGAUUAUAUAUCAAAAACAAGCUCUAGCUAAGGUAUUAUGAUUCUUGCUAUAAGCUAUGCUACAUAUAUCUUUAUAUAAUGUAGGCGAUCCUUUGUCUUAAUCAUGUAUGUAUAAAUUAAAUUGCGACUAUUAUUUGUAACUGCUUUGCUAUUAUUAUCUAGACCUUUAGGCAUCAUAAAUACUUACCUAUACUAUA
Molecule: messenger RNA, 3871 nt
Organism: Drosophila innubila
Lineage: Eukaryota; Metazoa; Arthropoda; Insecta; Diptera; Drosophilidae
Gene: S
Product: protein Star
Exons: 6
Coding region: 1214-3172 (652 amino acids)
Source: RefSeq, a predicted model, not a curated record